UAUGCUCCCAAUCCAAGAUGUCUGCGCCCAUGAAAUGUGUGAAACUUUUUUAAUUGAAAACUAUUUUAGCUAUUUCAGACGAUUGGAUAAACCUAUUCACGAUAAUGUCAGGGAAUCAGAAUAAAGUCAUUGACUUCAAGUUUAAUAAACCAUCACGUAAGAAGCGUGUAUUCGUCACUCAAGAAAGUCCAUUUCCUGUUCCCAUAGCAACAUUAACCAAGCAACGGACCAGCAAUCAAGGAUGGUAUUACUAUAGAGGGCAGCUUGAAGGGAAUACAGUUGUCAUUAAACACUCUGGAGAUAUUGACUACCUGUAUAGAAUGGGUUUCUUCGGUAAAGGUACUCUAUCAAGACUUCAACCAAAUUACAACACCUGGUUCAGGAAAGCCACUGUUGUAGAAAACACUCAGGAAACUAGCACUAAAGAAGAAAACCAAAUAUGUGAGCCUAAAGACAAAACUACUGGAGAGGAAAGGGUUAAUACUAAUAUUUCUGGAGAGGAAAGAGUUAAAGCAGGAAUAUCCAGAGAAGAAACUCUUAAAACUGAUUAUGCAGGCCGGACCAAAGAUUUGCGCAUUAUGAACAAAAGAAAAUAUUUAAGACGAUGUGCCUGGAGAAAUCAAAAGGAAACUCUUCAGUCUUAUGUGAGUGACCUUGAACUUAACAUAGGAGCAGACGGAGAAUGUGACCUUGAAUAUGCAAGAGGGGUUGGACCUAAGUCAGAAGAAACAGAAGGCAAUGGUGGAAAUAUAGUCAGCAUCAAACGUCAGAAGUUAGAAACUGAUGAUUCCAAGAGUCCUGAGAUGAACAUAGACAACUCUGGAGACUGUAAAGAAAUAUUAGAUUCAAAACAGGAGGAAGUUGUUGUUGAUAGAAACUUCUGUUCUAAAGUGGAUUCCUCCCACAUAGAUGACAGUGAUAUAACUGAUUCAUGGGCGAAUUCUAAUGAGAAAGUGUCUGAAGACUUCUGGGAUGUUUCUAGUGCAAUAAAAACUGAAGAAAGCGAUUCAUGGGGUAACUCAGACACGAAAACCUCUGAGGAGUUUUUGAGUUUACCAGAACCAAGUGUUAAAAAUCCUAAGAGUGAAAAAAUCAAUAAUUUGACUAACGUAGAUAUUUCUAAUAGAGAUAUAGGGAAUGAUUCAAGUGAAACGAAAUUAAUAUCUGAUACUGAAUCUUUUCCCACUUCAGACAGUACUCUUACACACAAAGAUAACCCUCAAUUAGGAAACCAAAAUUUAGUGACUGAUUUAGAAUCAAUAACGACCACCCAUAUGACACCUAUGGAGGAAGGUACUGACAAACAUGAAACUGAUGCCCCAUGUGAAAUAGAUGAUACUGAUGAACAUGAUACCAUUAGUAAUGAGCAUAAUCAGCCAAUACAUGAUUAUGUUAUUAAUCACAGAUGUAAUUAUGAAGACAAAGAUGGUAAUCUGUUAGUCGUUGAGAAUUCUGAUGAGAGCGAUAAUGAAUUAGGAACUGAAGAGAAACCUUUCUGGGAGGCUGUGCGCAAAAGGGAUCCUUACCACAUAGAGGAACAUGUUCAUCUGACCCUAGAAGAGGCAUUUUUCCUGUCAUAUGGACUCGGUUGUCUAGUUGUCCAUGAUGAGCAACAGAAACCAUUAGAUGUCACCACAAUGUGGCAAAUAUUUUGUAAAAGACAACCUAGCUUCCUUGCAAACUACAUCGUCUACCAUAACUUUCGUAGUAAAGGAUGGUGUCCAAAACCUGGAAUUAAAUAUGGGGCAGAAUAUGUGGUUUACAAACAGGGGCCACCUUUUUAUCAUUCGUCAUACUCUGUGUUAGUGAGACUGGUUGAUGGGGUCUCAUUCAGGGAUGACACUCAAUAUGAAAAGAGACCCCUUAGCUGGACAACUAUUGCUGGAAUGCAUAGAAUCACGGAGCAAGUAUCAAAGGAGGUGAUGUUUUGCUAUGUUAUAAAACCCCCAGGUGUAUCAGACCAGGACUUGACCUCAUCCCCUGCAUAUAUACCUCAGUUCAAAGUACAGGAAACUAUAUUCAGAAGGUGGAAGUCAUCAGCAGAAAGAGAAAACAAACAUCCGGAUGAGAUUCCAUAACGCUUAAUAGUCUACAUUGGACACUCCUCGGUAUAGUGGUCUACAUUGGACACUCCACAGUAUACUGGUCUAUAU
Molecule: messenger RNA, 2153 nt
Organism: Owenia fusiformis
Lineage: Eukaryota; Metazoa; Annelida; Polychaeta; Sabellida; Oweniidae
Source: the annotation of a GenBank genome assembly